This is a messenger RNA of Juglans regia (Persian walnut), 2021 nucleotides long. Its product is annotated as shaggy-related protein kinase kappa. Gene Ontology annotation, molecular function: ATP binding; protein serine/threonine kinase activity. Gene Ontology annotation, cellular component: cytoplasm. NCBI's taxonomy places the organism in Eukaryota, Viridiplantae, Streptophyta, Magnoliopsida, Fagales, Juglandaceae. Bases 354 to 1685 code for a protein of 443 amino acids. Gene Ontology annotation, biological process: signal transduction; protein phosphorylation. The transcript is spliced from 14 exons. The record is from RefSeq and is a predicted model, not a curated record.
GAACUGAAGUAAGCGUUUGACAGAGAAACCGUAAAAGAAAAGCCAUUGAAAACAGCAAUGCCCAAUUUUGCAGUACUAUUCUUGUUUCUUCUCUUCCCAUACUGACACUCUUUUAUAGUUUUGGAGUGUGUGAGGAAAAACAAAAACGAAAAUUACAAGAAAACUUUAUUCAGAAUUUGACAUCGAAAAAUCUUCCAAGUUCAAAAAAAAAAAACAUGCCCGAGCUCCGAUUCCAAUUCUUCGCUCCGAGACGCUUGCAGGAAGAAAGGUGCUUGGAUGGUAUGGGAGGCAGAACACCAGAGCAUUACGAGGGUAGCACAUACUAGCAUCUUUACUAUUUACCAGGCACAUUUAUGGCAUCUGCCAGCCUAGGAAAUGGUGGAGUAGGCAGUUCCAGGUCUGUUAAUGGCUUCAAGGGUUCAUCUAGUUCAGUUGACUGGCUGGGGAGAGAGAUGCUCGAGAUGAGACUGAGGGACAAUGUUGACCAUGAUGAGGACAGAGAUAGUGAACCAGAUAUAAUUGAUGGUGUAGGUGCUGAAACGGGACAUGUAAUACGAACCACCAUUGGUGGUCGAAAUGGUCAAUCUCGGCAGACAGUCAGUUAUAUUGCAGAACAUGUGGUUGGAACUGGUUCUUUCGGUGUCGUUUUCCAAGCAAAAUGUAGAGAAACUGGAGAGAUUGUUGCUAUAAAGAAGGUUCUCCAAGACAAGCGCUAUAAAAAUAGGGAGUUACAGAUAAUGCAGAUGUUGGAUCAUCCAAAUAUUGUUGCCCUUAAACAUUGUUUCUUUUCAACUACAGACAAAGAAGAGCUUUACUUGAAUCUUGUACUUGAAUUUGUCCCUGAAACAGUUAACCGUAUUGCAAGAAACUAUAGCAGAAUCAACCAACGAAUGCCCUUAAUAUACGUUAAACUUUAUACCUACCAGAUCUGCAGGGCGCUUGCCUAUAUACACAAUUGUAUCGGUAUAUGUCACCGUGACAUCAAGCCUCAAAACUUACUAGCUCUAAAUGCGCUUUUGAAAUGGUUGAAGCAAGAGCCGCUCAUGUUGCUGAAGGCAAGGAGGGUCAAUCCCCAUACGCAUCAACUGAAACUUUGUGAUUUUGGGAGUGCAAAAGUGUUGGUGAAAGGAGAACCCAAUGUUUCUUACAUCUGUUCAAGAUAUUAUCGCGCUCCAGAGCUCAUAUUUGGUGCCACUGAGUACACAACUGCUAUAGAUAUAUGGUCUACAGGCUGUGUGAUGGCUGAAUUACUUCUCGGACAGCCUUUGUUUCCUGGUGAAAGUGGAGUUGACCAACUGGUUGAGAUCAUUAAGGUUUUGGGAACUCCAACCAGGGAGGAGAUAAAGUGCAUGAAUCCAAAUUAUACAGAAUUUAAGUUCCCCCAGAUAAAGCCUCAUCCCUGGCACAAGGUCUUCCAAAAACGUUUACCCCCGGAAGCGGUGGACCUUGUUUGUAGAUUUUUUCAGUACUCUCCCAAUUUGCGAUGCACUGCUUUGGAAGCUUGCAUUCACCCUUUCUUCGAUGAGCUGAGGGACCCGAACACACGUCUUCCUAAUGGCCGUCCUCUUCCUCCUCUAUUUAAUUUUAAAUCCCAGGAGCUCUCAGGCAUACCACCUGAUAUCAUCAAUAAACUAAUUCCAGAACACUCUCGGAAGCAGAAUUUGUUUAUGGCUUUGCACACGUAGCUACUGUUAUGUAUCUUUCUCACUUCUGCUCGCUAUUUUCACUUUACAUAGAGUCUUUUAUUGGCAUCUGCCAAUUCCGUCGCCCUUCUUAUUUAUGUGCCCUGUGAGAAAGUUGCAAAGGAGUUCCUAGGACAAUAUAGGAAACCUGAGGCUUUGAGUUUGCUUGUUGCUGAUGGAGGUGCUUUUGAGUUUUAAUUCCAAGACCGAUAUAAUUUCAUGUAUAUUUGUUGUGACCCUUCUUGCAGAGGAAUUUAGUGAGACGAAAGUGUCAGCAUAUGUGUAUUAUGUAUAUACCCUGUGCUACAAUGUUAUUCUUCUAGCCACUCUUCUUCUCGA